Molecule: messenger RNA, 813 nt
Organism: Bipolaris zeicola 26-R-13
Lineage: Eukaryota; Fungi; Ascomycota; Dothideomycetes; Pleosporales; Pleosporaceae
Exons: 4
Coding region: 1-813 (270 amino acids)
Biological process (GO): mycotoxin biosynthetic process
Source: RefSeq, a predicted model, not a curated record
AUGGGGGUUGUUUUUGUCUUGUUUCACAAACUUGAUUCUCUUAUUAGCUUUACUCUACCUGAAGAACAGUCCUCUCCAAUCUCUUGCUGUGUCGAACAUUUACUGUAUAGUCUGCAAUCCUUAUCUGCCAGUCUUUCAUCUAACAUAUACACAGCACCAGCGUAUAGCGCGAUCCAGUAUGAGACCCGUACGUUUUUCUCUGACUUUGGGAGAAUGCCUUCAGAAUAUCAGGGUUGGCCGGAUGAUCACCAAGAUGCUCGAUGGGAAGAACUGUACUCGAAGGGUCGAACGAUCCAAAUCAGCCCUAAAGAAAACAGUAUGCUUUACAACCAGUCGAUACAUGUCCCCAUCGUUGGGCUGGAAGAUAAAUAUAUGAUUGGCCUAGAUGUUUUUCACCAAUUACAUUGUUUGGAUACUAUACGCAAAUCGUUUUAUCCAAGAAGAUACAACAUUACCCUUCUCAGGUCAGAUGGGACGGUUAACUACGUCCCAUGGCUUCAUGUCGAUCACUGCAUUGAGUCGAUCAGGCAGUCGUUAAUGUGCAAUGCAGAUGUGACGCCUAUGCACUACGAGUGGAGCGACGAAAUCAAGUCUGUAGUACCAAAGAUAACAGUAACCCAUGUUUGUCGUAACUUUGAUAAAGUUAAGCAGUGGGCCGCAAAUCGAUGGGUUGAUUGGAAGUGGUCAGACAAUCGGAAGGUUGUAGAGAACGGUGAAGUGAAAGAUUAUUCGAGUUGGAAGGUCAUGACAAAGGAACAUCCCCUCCCUAAAGACUGGGCUGAGAACGACCGUUCCAAUGAAUUUGUUCAAUAA